This is a messenger RNA of Aedes aegypti (yellow fever mosquito), 3106 nucleotides long. RefSeq lists its product as uncharacterized. Lineage: Eukaryota; Metazoa; Arthropoda; Insecta; Diptera; Culicidae. Bases 791 to 1126 code for a protein of 111 amino acids. The transcript is spliced from 2 exons. The record is from RefSeq and is a predicted model, not a curated record.
CGUUCGGGGUUCGCACCGGGGAAGUAGCUGUUCGGCCUUCUCUCCGCUGUUUGGUCCUGUUCUGUCCUUCUUGAGCCGGGAGCGGCGAGCUUCAUUCUCGCUUGCAUACCGACGGUAGUUCGUCAAGUUCCGUUGCUUUGCGCUCGCUUCCAUUCAUCGCGGCCGUCAUUCACUUGGUCGCCUAUCGUCGAGGCGGACGUCUGCGAGAGAUUUAGAGGUUUAGCACGCGACUCAGGAAGUAGAUUUGGUCCUAUUGUUUCAAAACCUAAUUGAAGCGCGGCUCGUUCGAUUGCGAAUCAGAUGUCAGAGACGAGAAGCAAAUCGUGAGCGGUUUCGGGUUUAUUGAAUGAAACGUAACGAGUGCGUCGAUUCAUGAAAAGGAUCUAACGGUAAAUUACAGUUUCCUGCGAGCCGAACAGCUGGUGGUGUGAGUGAGUGUGCGUGACUAGUUAGGGAAGUGCUAUUGUUUCACUGCAGUGACGACCAGUACGACGACGUCGAACUAAAUGCGGUGGGAUUAGUUGCGACUAAUGAGACAAAGUGGAGUGCUCUAAGGCGGAUUACGUACCGGAAGUGGAAUAAGAGAGUCCUAUAAGUGGAUUACACCGGGAGAGAGAGAGCAACCGUUGAAGGUACUAAUUGCGGUGUUUUGUGAUUAGUAGUGAAGGAGCUUUUGGCCGCAAACGAUAGUGUGGAGGUGCUGUUGUGGGAUAUUGUUGGGAUUUGCGAUAGCAAACGUGGGCGCUAGGAGCGGGUUCCCUCGAAUGAUCCCGGCAGCCGGAACCACAAAAUGACAAUGUCGCAACUUUUGAAGCAGACGAAGAAGUGUUGCGUGAAGAUAAUCAGAAAAUUCUCCUUCCACCCGAAUGGUUCGCCAUCGCCGACGUCCGGCGGCAGCAGCAGUGGCACCGGAGGAGGAACGGGUGUCGGCGGCGCCACCGCCAUGACGGGUCGAUCCAUUUCCCUGAACAACCGGGCCACGGCCAAGUACGUACUGCACAAAAACUGCACGCCCACGCGGUGCAAAGUGCAACCGACCACGCCGGAGCGAUUGGCGCGACCAGCAGUUGUCCCCGUCCCCAUCGCCGAAAGAAUCGCCAGCCGUGCGCCGCAGAUUGGACUUUGAUCCCAAACCGGAACCGGACAUUCCGCCACACAGACAACUAUCGUGUGAGCCGCGACGGGAAGAACCUGCAGAUGCAGAAGAAGCGCACCAACAUCAGCAACAACAAGAACGUGAACCUGCGGAAGUGCUUCCGGAUGCGGAAGGGCUUCAAAGAGGAGCUCGUGGACUCGAGCGAGGAGGUGAACAACAGCAGCAGCGUGGUGGCGGCCAAGUUGGAUAAGAUUAGCAAGACGUUGUACCACGUGGCCGGCGGCGGAGACCGGAAGGAUGGCGAGGGAGUGUACGGAGAGCAAGAUUCAUGUGAAUAAUUUGACUUCGCAGCGAGCGAGAAGAGCAAAAUUAGUAAACCAUUGUUUCUCAGUGGAAACACAAAAAGUACAAUCAGAUUGAGACGCAAUUCGGAAUGGAAGAUGAGGUGGAUUUCGAUGAUAACACCGAUGAAGAUGAGAUGGUCGCAUGUGAUGUGGAUGCAAUCCGAGGGGGAAGUUCGUAUGAUGGUGGACGAUUACAGUUUGAACUGUGUCAACCGCUUCCAGAGAUUGCGGAACGGUCCCCACCGUUUAGCAGACGAGCCGGCGCAAAUUGUGACCAAAUUGUGUUCGAGAAGGUGAAAUUUGACCGAACAAGCGAUACCUUCGAAAUGAAACCAGCUCUCCAUCCACGGCGAGUAAUCGAUCGCAAAACGGUUCGGCCAUAGCUCAGUCCGCCGACAGCAUCCUGUCGAUUAGCUUCGAUUGCAAACAGGACCAUCCUCUGUCCCAGUUUGCCGAAGCGACCAGCAAGAGCGAUGACUUUGUAGAUCCGUGGCGCAACUACAACGUCAACAGCCGGUGGAACAAAGUGGUCAAGAACCCUGGGAGCUAGAGGCCAGCAAAGUAGAGUCCCCAAUCGCUUCCCCGCAGCAUCGAUCUUCCUGGAAUCCGUUCGUGGACAGCUCGCCAGCAUCGGAGUCCCCGUCCACACCGCCCCGACCAGACAUAUCCACCCCCUACCAGGUGCGCACCGACAUCUGGCAGAACUUGAAAAACAAAAGCUACGAGAUCGACUCGGACGUGAUCUGGCGGACGUCGAACUCAUCGCGACGGACCUCGGCCAGCACCGUCGAGACGUGGAUCGAGGACGAAGUGUUCGACAACUCGUUCAACGAAGAGCUGGAACGGCGAUGUGCAACCUUGAAGAUCUAGAUCCGUUUGAGUUGCGAUGGCGGUGCAAUACUUGGAAGGAGAUAGCAAUACUUGUGUGUCUUUUUCGUUGGUUCGAAAAAUCACUUCAGAAGUAGAGCUUGGUUUCAAUGCGAGAGAAAACAGAAAUUUCGAAAAAAAAAACAUCUAGUUCUUAAUAUAUAAUGACAGUGAAAAUCAAGCAUGUGAUAUUAAUUAAUUUAUACAGAAGCGAAAGCAGAAAACAAACAAUUCUAAGUCUAGUUUAAAGUAAGUUUUUAGUUUCUAAUUUUAUCACGCAAGGAAUUGAUAGUGCUUUGUGUUUGCCGUUUUGCUUUUUGUGAUUUUAUUUUCUGUUGAUUAACCUAAUGAUCUCAUUUAGACAUUGUGACUGUGUGUAUUCGAUAGGAUCUAAUUUUAUACCUUAUUUAAUGAUUUGUGCUCAUGGAACCUAAUAUAAUUACUCUGAUUAAAACAACCCGUCUUCUCUCAUCAUUUCUUUACCUCAGACACGGCGUACCUUACGAAAACAAAAUAAAUCGAUAAUAAUUCCUAAAAGCACGGGUGGUCUUGGAAAAUGUGCGAGCUUCAAUGAUGGGAUAAAAAAAUCCAACAGACUAAUCAAUCAAUUUUUCUAUUCCCUUAAUUUGAUAAUGACCUCUGUGGGCGGGCGAGCUAGAGGGAAAAAUCCGCUAAUUAGCGCGCCGCCGGUAGGUGCCUCCCGUAGAAAGAAUUAUGCCGUUUGGUACGAGUUAGGGUGAUUGAACGCCUGAAACAUUGCAAAAUCAUUGGAUAAUAAAGCAAACAUGUGUAAAACUAA